AUGAAAGUUUCAAAGUCAACGGAACAACACUGUAUCUCGACAUGUUCGCUGAAACGGACGAUUCGCUUCAUCAGCCGUCGGUUCGAAUCGUGGAAUUUGAGAAGAAAGGGCCCAACUGUGGAUUCCACUUAACCAGAGGCAAGUGGGACCCUUAUCCGUGGGUCAGUCAAGUGGACGACGACUCUGUUUCAAAUCUAGCUGGCCUCAAACCCGGCGAUUGUCUUUUGGAAGUUAACGACGAAGAUAUAGUGGGCAAGAAGAUAUGUGAAAUAGCUGAACUAGUUAAGAACAAAACGGGAAAAGUAUCGCUCUUGGUAUGGAACGCCGGCGUCGACCCCCAUUGCUCCCCAGAAGCUUUGUGUUGCGGCCCUAUCCCAAACAAUUUAACACGUCUGUCAGCGUGUAUGUCGACCAUUUUAGCCUUUUUAGAAUGCCCUGUUUGUCUUGAAACGAUCUUUCCGCCCACAUACCAGUGUGACAAUGGUCACUUGAUCUGCAUACGGUGCAGGGCUAAAUCCGAGAGAUGCCCUGUCUGCAGACUGCGCUUUAACAGGGGAAGGUCACUUAUUUCAGACCAGGUAUAUAAUUCGGUUGUAGAAGCAUUUGACUUAAAAGAGGAAAAUAAAGAUAACACGGCUCAGAAAAUACAGCAAAUCUUCAAACCUAAACCGAAGAACAAAAUCAUACCAAAUAUUAAAGUGACCCAGUGCCAUACGAACAAUUUCCUUUCAAAGUUGAUGGGAAAAUCCUCAUCUGUAGAUAAUUUAUCGUCGAAUUUUAAAUUCUUGUCCCCUAACGACUCUGAAACGAUGAAGAUAAAAAGUUUAUCGUCCAACGAAAUAUUUCAGGCGGAAACUCCGACUGUCUCGAGGGCCGGUUCCAUUUUAAAACUGAGCCGAAGAAAAGAUAACAAUACCACCACUAUGGACGACUCUUUAACCAAUAUAAGCGAUUUUGAAGACAGGCCAGCUUCAUUUCACGGUUCUGUUGAGUUUUUAGAUAAUCAUUUAUCGGAAAGAUCCGAUACCAAUGAGGAACUAUGCAAAAACCAGCUCACCUUUCACUGCCCUUUUCAGUCAAAAUGCACUUCACUUAUUAAAGAAAAUGAAAUAAUGCAGCAUUUCGAAACCAACCAUGAGGGCCCACUGGUGCAAUACUUCGGUAAAACCAUUCAAAUCUCCAUAAGAAAACUUGAUAAUGAAAACUGCUUUAUGAUAAAUAACGCUGGAUGUACCUACUUUGUUAAGACUUACGCAAAUUCUGAAGUAACACUUGGAGAUUCGAGUACAAGUGAUAUAUUCCUUUGGUGCUGGUACUUAGGAACAAAAAUCGGAGCUAAAAGCUUUGAACUAGAAGUAGAACUAAAAACAACUAGUCUCAAAAUGCCAUUUUUUAGAGUUAGAAGUCCAAUUUCCUCAUUGCAUUCCACAUCAUUUUAUGAUAUUAAAGAGUUUAAUAAAGGCAUUUUCUUAAACUCAGAGACCAUUAAAUCAUUAGGAUGCGUUGAUGAUAUUAUUUUAAAUAUCAGUAUUAUACCAACCGAUGUGUAACAUUUAUAGUUAUGAAUAUUUAUAAUGUAAAUUAAUUGCAAAUUAUUAUGUUAAAUUAAUAGACUGAUUGCUUUGAGAAAAAUGCAUAAUUAAAGUGCCUCUAUGAUAAAA
Messenger RNA from Sitophilus oryzae (rice weevil), 1661 nucleotides. RefSeq lists its product as uncharacterized. Gene Ontology annotation, biological process: proteasome-mediated ubiquitin-dependent protein catabolic process; multicellular organism development; protein localization to plasma membrane. The coding region runs from base 42 to 1550 and encodes 502 amino acids. The transcript is spliced from 5 exons. Gene Ontology annotation, cellular component: apical plasma membrane; cytoplasm. Gene Ontology annotation, molecular function: ubiquitin protein ligase activity; protein-membrane adaptor activity; ubiquitin conjugating enzyme binding. NCBI's taxonomy places the organism in Eukaryota, Metazoa, Arthropoda, Insecta, Coleoptera, Curculionidae. The record is from RefSeq and is a predicted model, not a curated record.